Molecule: messenger RNA, 1864 nt
Organism: Cuscuta epithymum
Lineage: Eukaryota; Viridiplantae; Streptophyta; Magnoliopsida; Solanales; Convolvulaceae
Source: the annotation of a GenBank genome assembly
GAAAACAUUUGCGCAUGCCACAGUACCGCACUGCCCACUACUUCGGUUUCUCGUUAUUUAUACUGUACUACUACGUAUCCUCGUCAUUUUCUCAGUCUUCGCCCAUCAUCCAUACAUUGAAACCUCGAUUUCUCCGAUAGCAAACCUGCUCCGAGUCUUUGUCGUGGAAAGAUUGACUUGAAACCAUGGCUGUGAAAAAGAGCGUGGGAUCCCUGAAGGAGGCAGAUCUGAAGGGAAAGAGAGUCUUCGUCAGGGUGGAUCUCAACGUUCCGUUGGACGACAACUUGAAAAUCACCGAUGACACCAGAGUCCGCGCCGCCGUCCCCACCAUCAAUUAUCUCAGGGAGCAUGGCGCCCGUGUCAUCCUUUCUUCCCAUCUCGGUCGUCCAAAAGGGGUCACACCAAAGUACAGCUUGAAGUCUCUUGUACCUAGGUUGUCUGAACUUCUUGGUAUUGAGGUAAAGAUGGCAAAUGAUUGCAUUGGUGAGGAAGUGGAGAAAUUGGUUGCUCAAAUCCCAGAAGGGGGCGUUUUGCUUCUCGAAAAUGUGAGAUUCUACAAAGAGGAAGAGAAGAACGAUCCUGAAUUCGCAAAGAAGCUCGCCUCCCUUGCAGAUUUGUAUGUUAAUGACGCAUUUGGAACUGCACAUAGAGCUCAUGCCUCCACAGAGGGAGUAGCCAAAUUCUUGAAACCAGCAGUAGCUGGAUUCCUUAUGCAGAAGGAGCUUGACUAUUUAGUUGGAGCUGUCACUAGUCCAAAGAAGCCCUUUGCUGCAAUUGUUGGUGGGGCAAAAGUUUCCUCUAAAAUUGCUGUGAUUGAGUCACUGUUGGACAAGGUUGACUUGCUAUUGUUGGGUGGAGGGAUGAUUUUUACCUUCUACAAGGCUCAAGGAUACAAAGUUGGGUCCUCGCUGGUGGAGGAGGACAAGCUUGAACUAGCUACAGCCCUCUUUGAGAAAGCCAAGACUAAGGGUGUGUCAUUGUUGCUUCCUACUGAUGUUGUGGUUGCUGACAAGUUUUCUGCUGAUGCUAACAGCAAGGUGGUUAGCGCUUCUGAAAUACCAGAUGCGUGGAUGGGGUUAGAUAUUGGACCUGACACAAUCAAGUCAUUUGGCGAAGCUUUGGAUUCCACCCAAACAGUAAUAUGGAAUGGUCCUAUGGGUGUGUUUGAGUUUGACAAGUUUGCUGCUGGAACUGAGGCCAUAGCGAAGAAAUUGGCGGAACUGAGUACAAAGGGUGUGACAACAAUCAUAGGAGGUGGAGACUCUGUUGCUGCAGUGGAGAAGGUUGGGCUUGCAGAAAAGAUGAGCCAUAUUUCAACUGGAGGCGGUGCCAGCCUGGAGCUACUCGAGGGAAAGAUGCUCCCUGGUGUUCUUGCCCUCAAUGAUGCUUAAGAAACAUCACUAAAUCCUUUUAUAUCUAUUUGUUUUUUCGUCGUUUUUUCUCUCUGAAGAGUUUAUGUGCGGGUGUUUGUUGUCUGGGGUGGUAGUGCUACUAAUACCAGAGCAAUGAGUCGGAUUAGGCUCGAGGAGGGAGCGACAGAGCUCUCAGUAAAGAUGCUUCAUUGUUUUAUGUUUUGAAUAAGUUUGUUCCUGUUGGGGGCAUCCUUUUUUGCCGAGAUGAAAACUCUCACAGACUCGCACACAUACUGCUGCCUGCUAAUUUCACACUUGUAGCUUUCUUGCAUCUCUUACUUUGAAAUUCACAAAUAGUACAUAUUGUGUUAUAGAAGGGAGGAAAACUAACAGAGAUUUAGAGAGUUUAUUGCUUAUAACUCGUUCUUGAAAGACACUGUUUUUCCUAAAUUUAUUUAGGAAGUAAUUCUUUUUCAGAAAAAAUAAAAUUACUAGUCCAUCACUCAAUUGCA